Durusdinium trenchii is the source of this 2096-nucleotide messenger RNA. NCBI's taxonomy places the organism in Eukaryota, Dinophyceae, Suessiales, Symbiodiniaceae. The record is from the annotation of a GenBank genome assembly.
AGAGUGUUUUAGCUGACCGCUCACCCUGCAUUUGCGCGAUCCGCAUUGACACAGCCAUGGCGCGAGCAUGUGGGCAAGGCUCCACGACAUUGAGCGGAUCACAAAUGGCUUGGUCAACGCAGCAGACUUACAGAGGAGGCCUUUUGGCCGAAGCAGCCGCAUCAGUGUCAUUUGCCCAACUACGGAAGAGCGGGUUUUGUAUCACCCACAGCUUUACAACUGCUUCGCUGCUCAAAGUUGGCAGGACAAGGAGCUUGUUGUUGUUGACACCGGUUGCAGAGCAUCCCCAUUCCUGCGUAACAAGAUGCUGGAAGAUCAACGGUUAGUAUAUGUACAUUUCAAAGUCGCAGCCACUGAGUGGCCAGUUGGCCUAAAGCGGAAUAUCGCCAUCAUUUUGGCAACAGGAGCCUUCAUAGCUCACUUUGACGACGACGACCUCUACUCACCGCAGUAUUUGGAUGUCAUGCUGCAAGGCCUUCAGGAUGCCCAAGGCAUCACUCUGGCAAGUUGGUUUGUCUGGGAUGCUUGCUGUGGGAAGGUGGCCAAAGUUGCUCCCAAGGCAGAUGGAUCACAGGACAGCUGGCUGUUGGGCUAUGGGUUCUCAUACGUUUAUCGACGAUGUGUAGCACUGGCACAACCGUUUCCGCAUUGCCACUUUGGCGAGGACUUCCACUUCUUGUCUGGUUUGCGGGAUCGUGGAAGAAUCCGUACACUUCAUGACAAGAAUGGGCACGUCCUCCAUGUGCAGCAAGGGAUGAACUUGUCAAACUCCCACGGACAGGAGAUCCCAAUCAAUGAAGUAGCCAAGAUGCCUGUGGCAGAGGUGCCCGGCUUUCCUCCUUUGCUGCGCCUGGAGCUUGAGUCCUCAUACAUCAGCGUUGGAUUGGUGGGCUGGCGGCCCCCACCUUUGUUGCACUUGUCAUCCAUGCGACAAUCUUUGCAGAAGAUGGGAGUGCAGCUGAAAUCGGAAGGGAGCUCGGAGCUUGAAGAGGGCAGUGUGCUGGUCUCUUACUGUGUUCGACGGGGCCCACAGGUCUUCGUGGAACCAGGCCGCCUGUACGCCGCAGAGGAGCGCUUUACGACGGGAACCCCCGAUGGAGCGUGGCAACGCUCCCGGCUCCCGGCGGAUGUGGCGAAGCGUUGCUGCGCCGAAGUGGUGGCGCUCAGGCGGGUGGCGUGUCAGUGGCUCAGCCGGUGUCCUCCUCAGAGCUGGGCCCUUGAGGAGUUCGAAGGAUUCUUGCUUCUUCAAUCGCGCUAUGCCUCGCACAUGGCAUUGCUUGCAGCUGUGUGGCGCAUGUCCUCCCUCUUCCCGCGGGUUCGCAUUGAGUUUGACAUUGAGCGUGAGGAUCCAGAAUAUGCAGUUGCCACUCAAGCCUUUGAGCAGCAGCGCCGAGCACUUCAGCAUUUUCUGGCUGGACAGCGUUUUCGUGAUGUGUGAUACUAUUCCUGCAGCUGGAAUGGGGACGUCCCAUUUCCAUUUUGAAGGUCCACAGAUGAUCUGCAGAUGCGAUUUGGAUGAGAAGAUCUGGGCAAGUCGCAAGGACUGGCGAGCGUGCUGUGAACCAAAUGAUCGCGAGCGAAACUCGAUGGCGACCAGCAGACGAAAUCGGAACCGGGUGCAUUGAAAACAGGACCUGAGCAGUCGGCAGACCGUGGAAAAGGAGAAAAGAGCAUCAAACCCGGAUCAGUCUGGAAAGUAUCAGAUACUCAGCAUCCACAUGCUAGCAUCGCAAGCAUGUCUAAGUAUGUAGAGUGGAUGCCAAAAGGUAGAUGUACACAAGUUCCUGAUCAACCCAAUCAAGCACAAGUGACAGCUUUUCAAUUGACCAAUGGAUCAUGUGACCAAACAAAAAAAGCCAUCUCCCUCGUCAGAUCUCCAUCCAUGGAGACCGACCAGCAGCCGUUGGCAUGUCUCUACUUCAAUUGCAGCCGGGAGACUGGACCGAGGGUCACACGAUCCGGGAGCCUGGACCGAUGGUCUUCAUCCGGUCACACGAUCGGUAUGAGAGGGGGGAUCGAGAGAACUGAGGGACGGGUUCUUUACUGUAACCUUUUGGCCGUUUUGUGACACCUUUUGGCCAACGAAAAACCAACCA